Messenger RNA from Penicillium brevicompactum, 2415 nucleotides. RefSeq lists its product as uncharacterized. Gene Ontology annotation, biological process: DNA-templated transcription; regulation of DNA-templated transcription. Bases 1 to 2415 code for a protein of 804 amino acids. Lineage: Eukaryota; Fungi; Ascomycota; Eurotiomycetes; Eurotiales; Aspergillaceae. The transcript has 2 exons. The record is from RefSeq and is a predicted model, not a curated record. Gene Ontology annotation, molecular function: zinc ion binding; DNA binding; DNA-binding transcription factor activity, RNA polymerase II-specific.
AUGACAUCUCAAGGGGAACCAUCGACUGUCGACGUCGACCCAGUCGAACUACCCAACGGCAAACGACGCUGGCGCCGCAACAGAGUCGCUUGCGACUCUUGCCACACCCGCCGAGUACGAUGCGACCGAGCCUUCCCCUGCUCGCGAUGUCUGCGCAGCGACAUAAAUUGUGAAUUUACUCGCGAGCGCCGCAAACGAGGCCGAAUUGCCAGAUCGAAGCCUCACAAUGGCGACAUUCGCGACGAAGUCGAACCGGAACACCAACCGCCGCAGUCGCAUCGGCUCUCGCCUGCCAAUUCACCCACAUCCACUUUCCAGCGCUCUCCUGCGUCGCAUGAGAUCAGCGCUUCCGCGAGUGAGGAUCGCAGAUCGGUCGCAGAUGCGCUGCGCCCGGCUGCAAAUGCCACGGAGGAAUGGCUGGCGGCUGCACAUCUUUCGCCUGACUCUUACGAAUUGCUGAAUGGGACGGGCGGAAGUGAUGCGCCGCUGCCGAGGUUGAUGGAUCUUUGGAAUUCGGUCGACUUGACUGGCCACCGAUCGAGUCAAAGACCAGUGCCUAUACCCUCUGUAUCGGGGAAUCCGUCACAGAGGCCGUCGUCACGGUCGCCGUUGAAAUAUCCCGUGUUGGAACCGGUGAUGCCAUUUUUGGAAAAUAACCUCCCUCGUCGAUUGGUCUGCGACCUACUUGAACUAUACUUCACCAGUGCUUUCUCUACUCAUAUGCACCCUGUUUGUCAUCACAUUCAUUGCUAUGUUCUGAGGAAAUCUUCCUUCCUGAGCGCCGAUCGUCCACGGCCGACGAGUCCUGCCCUGCUAGCAAGCAUGCUAUGGGUGGCCGCUGUAGAUGAUCGCGCCUUUUCCUUAUCGAUUUCUCCGUUGCAACGACGGAAGAUAUGCCAAUUUCUUUGUGCCCUGAUCAUACGCUUGUUACGACCCUUGAUCCAUGUCUCGUUCAAAGACCAGGAUCCGCUGCCUGCGGAAAAUACUACGGCGGCCCAAGACUUCUCGGCUUCUGCGGCACACCAUCCGUUCGAGGGUGUUGGAGACGACAAAGGGCUCGUUGGUCCUGCAGGGUCUCUAGAUGAUGUGAUUACAUACAUUCAUGUCGCAUCAAUUAUUUCAUCCAGCGAGCAAAAGGCUGCAAGUAUGAGAUGGUGGCAUGCGGCCUUCACGCUAGCCCGCGAACUCAAAUUAAAUCAGGAAAUGGAAAUUACUCCGAAUGUGGACAGCCUGACCGAUGGGUCGAGUCCUUCAUUUGGCUACGGGCUAGGCGGAUGGCCCGGCUCCCCUGGUGGGCUCGGAUUUGACUAUUCGAAUACGUCGCGACCGAGCCUGAAUUGCGUGUGUGAUAAAACACACGACUUACACAAUGGACCCAUCACAGAGGAACACCGCGAAGAGCGGCGCAGAACGUGGUGGCUGCUCUAUAUUAUGGAUCGCCACCUGGCACUGUGCUAUAAUCGGCCCUUGGCUCUCCUCGACGCUGAAAGUGAAGAUCUCUUGCUUCCUUUGGACGAGAACGCCUGGCAAGCAGGGAUCAUCCACACCAACAGUCCUCGACCAGAUGGCCCACAGUGCCUACGGUCGGGCGACCAAAAUAAACGCCGCGUAUUCCCCAACUUCAUCUGCCAUGACCACUCCAUCCUCGGCUUCUUCCUCCCCCUCAUGACCAUCACUGGUGAACUGAUUGAUCUCAAUCAAGCACGAAACCACCCCACUCUCGGUGUGCGCCUUUUAGGCAAAGACGCCUGGGAGGUUCAAGUCGCCGAAGUGCUACGUCAACUAGAGAUCUACAAAGCUAGUCUCACCACGUUCGCUGCAUCAAGCGCACCGGACCCAGAUGCUCCAUUAUCAAACUACUCAAAAUCGGACCCCGUCGAUCCCCAAUUGUCUCAGGCCUAUUCUUGGCACACACAAACUGUGAUCGCCUAUUCCUCCUACCUUACCCAUGUCCUGCAUAUUCUGCUAGUCGGAAAGUGGGACCCUGUGUCUCUCAUUGAAGACAAAGAUUUCUGGACCUCCUCUCCAGCGUUCGCAUCCACCAUCUCCCACGCCCUCGAAGCGGCAGAUUCUGUCUCACAAAUCCUCCGCUUUGAUCCAGAUAUCAGCUUCAUGCCUUACUUUUUCGGCAUCCAACUCCUUCAGGGAAGCUUCCUCCUCCUUCUCAUAGUGGAACGACUGCAGAAAGAAGCAGGCGAGGGCAUUCUCAAUGCUUGCGAAACGAUGAUCCGUGCCACCGAGUCCUGCGUGGUCACCUUGAACACAGAGUACCAGCGCAGCUUCCGGCAGGUGAUGCGCUCUGCUGUUGCGCAGGCACGCGGCCGCCCGGUAAAUCCGAGCGAAAUUCGGCAUCGUCGGAAAGCCGUGCUAGCCCUGUACCGCUGGACUCGGAAGGGUACUGGAUUGGCUCUUUGA